AUGCCAGCUUACAACUCCACGUUCGCUGCGGACUCCCAAAAUGAUCGCAUGGUCGGAAACGUGGUACUGCUGCCCCUAAAGACGAAUUUUCGGGGACCAGCAUACCAGGCAAAUUCGGAUUAUGAUAUUAUCGAUGAGUGUCUGGACCUUUUCAGAGCCAAUUCCUUUUUCAAAAACUUUGAAAUUCGAUCACCGGCGGACCGCAUUUUGAUCUACGGUAUUCUAUUCGUUAACGAAUGUCUAUCACAACUAAGACCUACCACAUCCUACAAUGAAGCCCUAAAAUUGCUCACAAAUGUGGCGCUAGACGAUUUUGCGGUCCCAGGUACGCCUGGUUUUCCCAUGAAUAACGUGUACACCGUGCCAGUUCAAAAUCACGCCGAUAUGGAUCUGCUCAAAUCAUACAUCCAGCAGUUCCGUCAGGAGCUUGGAACACGUUUGCUCGAAAGACUAUACGUGGAUUCCAAGGAGAGGCCCUCCAAGUUCUGGCUUGCCUUCACUAGAAGACGCUUCAUGAACAAGUCUUUGUAA
This is a messenger RNA of Lachancea lanzarotensis, 531 nucleotides long. RefSeq names its product LALA0S01e11166g1_1 (gene ARC18). Gene Ontology annotation, biological process: Arp2/3 complex-mediated actin nucleation; regulation of actin filament polymerization. The transcript has 2 exons. NCBI's taxonomy places the organism in Eukaryota, Fungi, Ascomycota, Saccharomycetes, Saccharomycetales, Saccharomycetaceae. Bases 1 to 531 code for a protein of 176 amino acids. Gene Ontology annotation, molecular function: actin filament binding. The record is from RefSeq and is a predicted model, not a curated record. Gene Ontology annotation, cellular component: Arp2/3 protein complex; cytoskeleton.